Messenger RNA from Neoarius graeffei (lesser salmon catfish), 4906 nucleotides. Its product is annotated as inactive ubiquitin carboxyl-terminal hydrolase 53. Gene Ontology annotation, biological process: protein deubiquitination; response to auditory stimulus; sensory perception of sound. The record is from RefSeq and is a predicted model, not a curated record. Lineage: Eukaryota; Metazoa; Chordata; Actinopteri; Siluriformes; Ariidae. The transcript has 18 exons. Gene Ontology annotation, cellular component: cell-cell junction. Gene Ontology annotation, molecular function: cysteine-type deubiquitinase activity. The coding region runs from base 773 to 3805 and encodes 1010 amino acids.
AGUGAGUCGACUUUGGCUCAAUACUGCCGCACACAAACACUCAGUGAGUGCAGAGGGAACUGCAGGACCAGUGCGCUGCGACUCGCAGUGUUUAGACUCAGAUGCAGUCUAAGAAAUGAACGGGCUGAGAAGUCGCUACUUCAACACAAACAGUGAUUUUUGUUUUCUUGUCAGUCACCAUGGUGCUUUACUCCACUCAUAACUUUCAGUAGUGCGCGCUGCUCUUCCGCCUCGGGCAGCUGACGCCGAGAGCACUCCGGAAAUCAUCUCCGAUUCAUUACACACAUCGGAAACAGUCGAAAUUGUUCUGCAAAGUCGUCCACAUGGUUGGCUUUUAUGAGGAUUCAUUAUUACUGAAGUACUCAUGGAGCAACAUGUAGGGUGUGGAUGACUUUCCAUACAGGAUGCUGCGCUAUGAAAGCUCACAUAUGGUCAAGGACUUAUAAGAACCUGGAUCCACUUCAGUAAGGGAAUGAGCAAACCAUUAAAAGACUCUAGCAGAUCUCUACUAUUUUCUGUUAAGACCAGUGGUCAUUUGAUUGGUCGGUGUAACCUUGGAGAUCAACUUUUAGAGGCUCUCGAUGGACAUCAGCCUCACGUGUGAAGCAGUUGCGAAAUUCUACUCUGAUGUUUGACAACACUUUAGCUUCUGCUCGUGGAAUUACAUGGCCUCCCAUGUAGAGAGGCUCAUCCAGUUGAAGGAAAGAACACCAGAUCUGCGUUACUAAGAGCCUCUCUUAGCUGGACGGCAGGUUUCCCCUCCCACAGUCAGAUGGCAUGGGCAAAGUUCUUCAGGAAACCAGGGGGCAAUCUUGGCAGGGUUUACCAGCCAGGGUCCAUGCUGUCCCUGGCUCCCACCAAAGGACUUCUCAACGAGCCAGGACAGAACAGUUGCUUCCUUAACAGUGCAGUCCAGGUGCUGUGGCAGCUCGACAUCUUUAGACGGAGUCUGCGACAAGUUUCCAACCAUUACUGCUUAGGGGAAGCCUGCAUCUUCUGUGCAUUAAAGGGAAUAUUCUCACAGUUUCAGGACAGCAGAGAGCGAGCACUACCUUCAGACAACCUGCGCAUUGCGCUGGCAGAGACUUUUAAGGAUGAGCAACGUUUCCAGUUAGGCUUUAUGGAUGAUGCUGCAGAAUGCUUUGAGAACAUUCUAGAGAGGAUCCACCUCCAUAUUGCUCCUGAUGUUGAUACAGAUUCCUGUACAUCCAAAGUCUGCAUCACGCAUCAGAAGUUUGCCAUGGCUCUAUAUGAACAGGUUGUAUGUCGAAGCUGUGGAGCCUCAUCUGACCCUCUGCCCUUCAGUCAGUUCGUGAACUAUGUUUCCACCACAGCUCUCUGCCAACAGUUCUUUGAGAGGAAAGAUGAAAAGCCACGUUCUGACACGUUUGGCGAACUGCUCCAGGCAGCCAGCACGAUUGGAGACCUGCGUGAUUGUCCAAGUAAGUGCGGUCAGGUGAUCAAGAUCCGGCGCGUGCUGAUGAACUCGCCAGAAAUCGUCACCGUUGGUUUCGUGUGGGACUCGGAGCAUUCUGACCUGACGGAGGGCGUCAUCAAAUCUCUCAGACCACACCUAAGCCUCUCAGGGCUUUUUCACCACGUCACAGAUGAACAAGCCAAAAGGAGUGACCUGCAGCUGGAUGGGAUGAUCUGCUACACAAGCAGACACUACUGCGCCUUCGCUUUCCACACCAAGUCCUCCAAAUGGUUCUUCUUUGAUGACGCUACAGUCAAAGAGGUGGGCUCUAAAUGGAAGGACGUGGUUACUAAAUGCAUCCGAGGACACUUCCAGCCGCUGCUGCUGUUCUACGCCGACCCUGAGGGAAACGCCGUGAGGGGAGCUGAGGUCCCUCGGACUGACAGCUCUGCUAGCCAACACAAGCCCUCAGCUAACGGUGAAAUCCCAGGCACCUCGCAACCAGGCAGUAAGAAACUGGAACUGACCCGAGAAAACCUGAGUGCUCUGUUAUCAGGUCAUGGUACUUUAAAGCAGAAAAGCCAGCCUCUGUUAGCAUUCAAGCGUGGCACAAACCAGACCAGCGGCGGGAGAGGACCAGUAAAAGUGAGCAGUGAUCCAAAGGGCUUCUUUCGAGACCUCUCCAGAGAAGCCCGCAACGUUAACAUCAUGAAGAAGGACCCUGAGAGAUCACACCAGAGGCCAGAAACACCGAGACACAGAGACGCACCCUCAGAGAGGUCCUAUUCGCGAUCACUUUCUCCUCCGGAGAACGGAUUUAAAAACGUCGAGUCUCGGCUGUAUAGGAGUCAGGGCAUGGGCCCGACGCGGACGGAGCGCUCACCCCGCACAAACAGGCGUGCAGCUCAUGCACCACGUUCACGUUCUCAACCUCGCGUCCCAGUCCAGCCUCCGUCCAGCAGUCCGUCCUCGAGAACGGAUUUCUUCAACGGUUAUGAUACAGACAGUAGCUAUGACUCGAGAGUGCGGCCUAAUGAAGCAUCACACACUCGCGCUAACCGAGGUUGGAAACCCAUGCGUGAGGCCCUCAACGUAGACAGCAUACUGGGCAGCGACACCGAGCACGAUCUCCCCAGCCUGGGUCAACAGACCUCUGGUCAGAAGCGGCUGCCGAGCUACGAGCGCGAGUCCAGUUGGUCUGCGCGUGAAGAUGGCAAACCUAAAAGCUUGAAGACCAUUUACGAGGAUGAGCAACGUCACGAACUGGGCAGCAGAAGCUCCCUGGAAUCAGAAAGCCGUGAAAGGGAACGGUCUAAAGGCAUUCUUAACCACUUCACACUAAAAAAGGAAAACUGGAAGAACCAGCGAAUGGAAUCUGGAUAUGACAGCAGCGACAGGCUUAGCAACGGCUCGGGUAGUUUGGACUCUUCCAUGGUGGAGAACGUGGAUACAAAAGAAUUACGGCAUGUCCCUGAUGUGCACCUGCUGAGGGACUCGGAUUACCAGCGGAGGCAUGAGGACUCGAAGGCAGACGGCUCACAGACUCCAUUUUCUUACGGUGAAUUUCGAGGGAAACUUCACGAACACAUUCACAGACUAAACAGAAGAGGUCACUUGGACAGAACAGAUGGAGUGAAUGGUAGUACUGGUGAGACUGUGUUAUUAAGCAAAAUGAGCAGCUCUGACUGGAACAGCUCUGAUGACUUGGCUGGUCCUGCAUCAGAGCAGGAGGAUUGUUUAUCGCAAACUGAUGUGCCUCUGCUUCUAUAUCACCAACCAUCCCCGAGUCUUUCUUACACCUCCGGUCCACCAUUACCCCCCAAACCCCAAGUCCCGAGAUCGGAAAACAGGAGAGGUCCGACUCAUGACUCUGCUCACAUGAGACCCAGAUCCCCGGACUAUAAAAGAGCAUCUUUGUCAAAGAUGAGCUCAGAGAUGUGGCUCGAGAACUCCGAGCCAAACUUGUUCUCCUCAUCAGACAGCAGCUCUAAAUCCGGCUCAUCCGACCAGGACAGGAACGAUCUGUCUGCCAGUGAGAGCGAGGACAAGUAUCCCAGCAUCCCUGAUUGUAGUGUCGAAUCCCCUGUCACAGGAGGGUAUGCAAUCCCCACCACCUACUUUUCUGUCGAUAGCUGCAUGACAGACACUUACCGGGCUAAGUACCAUAAGAAAAGAUCUGCUCUUCAUACAGUGGCAGAUUCUAAAACCGGAGAGCACACAUCAUCUAGUGAGAGCGAUCACGGGGAAAGGGCAUCCCCGGCUCCUGCAGACUUAAAGAUCCCAGAUCUGUCCGGAACCAAGAAACAAACAGCCCAUACCAGCCGUAAACCCAUCGUAAAAUGGAAUCCUGUUUCUGUAAAAGGAGUGGAUGAACAUGGCUUCAUAUAACAUCAAACAUCAGUGCCACCUCACAUAAAGAUGUUUUUUAAAAAAAAAAGCGAUUUCAAAAUGGACCUAGUGCCAAGGAGCUCAGAGACUCGAGCAGAGACCGGAGACGCCCUUAAUCUUCCAUGGACAUUUUUGCUCUUGCACAUUUAUGAGCCAUUAUAGAAUCAAAAAUCUCUCUCUUUGCUUGACUUUUUUUUUUUUUUUUUUUUUCCAGUUAUGUUUUAAUGUGAGCUGUUGCAGAUGUCAGAAUGUAGGAAACUAUUAUAAAACCCAAGGCAUGGAUGAACAACUCUGUUUGCAUCACUGUGAUUUAAGGCUGUUUCCAGUGCAAUUGGAUAAUAACGCACUGGUUAUUUAAAUGUAUAGAUGAUGUUUCUAUUUUGCGAUGUGUGAUGGUCUUCUCUGGAAUGGCAAAUUAUUUAAAAUCCUUCCCUUGAGUUUACAUAGUUUUCAGUUGUCUUGGAUGUAAUUGAAAUGCUUUCUACACUCCUUACUACGUUCAAAUGACUCCAUUAAGCCUCGAAGCACUAAACUGCUUUUUCUUUAAUGUGCCUGGCAUAUAUUAGUCAGAAGCCGUGCAGGUUAAAUUUGCUGCUCGGAGUGUAACGGGGUACAAGAAACACUGAAUAAUGUACUAAAGCACACAUCUGUUUUUCCAACAAAUGAAACUGAUUAAUCACUGUCUAGUGGUCAUGAUUUGUGCUGUAUCUUUUUUUAUUUUUUUUCCACUUUGCCAAGCUGAUCUCCUUACAUUGAUAAGUUCACGGUCAAACUUUUUUUUUUUUUUUUUUUGGCAGUGGACUGGACCCUUAAGUUGUCAUUUGUUAUGGAAGUUGGUGUAUGACAAAAUAUUUGCUCCCAAAAUGUAGGGGUGCAUUGUAUAGUUUUAAGUCUUGUGGGGUUUUUUGUUUUGUUUUGUUUUUUUGGUCAGACACAAUGUAAUUUUUUUAAUUUUAUUUUUGUUAAAGUAUAAUUACAUUUUGUACAUUUACUAAACAGACACUAAUAAAACAGUGCCUUAUUUUGUAUGUAAGCAUAAUUGGAAAUACUGAAAAUGGCUGAUUUUGUUUGUAAUUUCUUUCAUAUGUCAUUGUUUUCUUU